Molecule: messenger RNA, 987 nt
Organism: Eremothecium gossypii ATCC 10895
Lineage: Eukaryota; Fungi; Ascomycota; Saccharomycetes; Saccharomycetales; Saccharomycetaceae
Gene: ENV9
Product: Env9p
Exons: 1
Coding region: 1-987 (328 amino acids)
Source: RefSeq, marked provisional
AUGAUGGAUAAGUUGGAUCUCGAUCAGUUGCCGUACUACGACCCACGGGUCGAAAGGAAGGUAGCGCUGGUUACCGGGGGGAACAGCGGGAUUGGAUGGUAUACGGUGUUGCAUCUGUACAUGCACGGAUUUAUCGUAUACGUGGGCGGACGAAACAGCUCGCGUGUGCAUAAGGCUAUCAAGGAAAUCAAGCAGGAGGCAGAGAACCGGCUGGAAACGGCGCGGCAGGACCCGCACGACGAGCUGGAGCGCUGCCUGGGCGAGCUGCGGUACCUGCCUAUCGACCUCACGGACCUGCGGUCGGUCGAGAAGGCGGCCAAAAAAUUUCGUGCGCAGGAGAGCACGCUCGACGUGCUCAUCAACAACGCAGGCGUGAUGGCGCUGCCUUACGAGCUGACGCACGACGGCUUCGAGGUGCAGAUGCAGACCAACUACGUCUCGCACUUCCUGCUGACCAUGCGCCUGCUGCCGUACGUGAAGCGCAGCGGCGGCCGCGUGGUCACGCUGUCGUCCAUCGGCCACAAGAUCCAGUUCACGUACUGCCCGCUGGACUGCCACUUCGACUACCGCCCCAACAUCUUCUUCACGUGGCUGCGCUACGCCAUGGCCAAGACGGCGGCCAUCCAGUUCACGAAAAUGCUCGCCAUCAAGCACCCCGACGUCAUGUGCAUCGCCGUACACCCCGGCCUUGUCAUGAACACCAACCUCUUCAGCUACUGGACCCGCCUGCCCAUCGUCGGCAUUAUUUUCUGGAUCUUCUUCCAGAUCGUGGGCUUCUGCUUCGGCGUGUCCAACGAGGAGGGCUCCAUCGGCACCCUCAAGAGCGCGCUUUCCCCGGCCCUCACCCUGGAGCGCGACAACGGCAAGUACUUCACCACCGGUGGUGUAGAGUCCCGCCCGAGCUCCGUGGCGAACAAUCUGGACAAUGCCGCUUCCACCUGGAUUUGGACUGUUCACCAGCUCCGAGACCGGGGCUAUGAGAUUUAA